Messenger RNA from Lachancea lanzarotensis, 1173 nucleotides. It is a transcript of the gene PBR1, whose product is annotated as LALA0S12e03708g1_1. Lineage: Eukaryota; Fungi; Ascomycota; Saccharomycetes; Saccharomycetales; Saccharomycetaceae. The transcript has a single exon. The record is from RefSeq and is a predicted model, not a curated record. Bases 1 to 1173 code for a protein of 390 amino acids.
AUGCCUUUGGAUAUUUUAGCGACUGCUGUGGUCGAAGGCACUGACAAGAUUCCUUUCUGGCGCGAAAUUCGGACUCUUGCACCUUAUAUAGCGGGAAUCGGAGCGAUCAAGUUUUGGACGAGAGGUGGCCUAAACCAAUGGGGAAGGAAACUACAUGGGAAGGUGUACAUAGUCACUGGGGCAACAACACAAGGCAUGGGAACCGCCGUGGCGCUGGAAAUGGCGGAACAGGGCGCACAAUUGAUUAUUUUGGUGAGAAAAUUGGACGAGUGGGCAACGGAAUGGGUUGAAGAUCUACGAAGUAAGACCAAGAACGAGCUUAUAUACUUAGAGCAGUGCGAUUUGAGCGAUCUAUACCAGGUCCGGAAGUUUGCGACGAAAUGGCUGGACAAUAAGCCGGCCAGAAGACUUGACGGUGUGGUGGCAAUGGCUGGCAAUUUGGAGCCAGUUUGGAACGGUACUCGCAAGGCUUCUGCAGAUGGGCUAGAGUUGCAAAUAGCGGUGAAUUUCGCAGGUACGUUCCAUUUACUAGAUCUGUUGAGACCUGCUUUCAAAGCGCAGCCUCCAGAUAGAGACGUUCGCAUUAUCGCCACUACCUGUAUGCUUCAAGCCAUCGGAGACGUCAGAGUUGAGGAUCCGCUUUGGAGAGACACCAAAUACGACCGGCCUCUCAAAUAUUUUGGUAGUUCAAAGCUACAGCUUGGGUUGUGUAUGUUGGAAUUGCAGAGACGGAUGUUGUCCAGUGACAAAAAAGACGACGGCAGAACGGGCAAAAAUGUUACAGUGACACUGGUGCAACCAGGAAUCAUGCGCUCUACAAGUUUGAGGCGGUUGAUUAGUAACGGUUCUGUGUUGGCAUUAAUCUUUCUUUACUCAAUCCUACUAUACCCGAUUCUGUGGCUGUUCACCAAGAGUGGAUUCCGAGGAGCACAAUCUGUGCUUUACGCACUGAUGACCCCAGAACUAGAAGAAGUGAAUUUGAAAGAUGAGCAAGUGAAAUACGUCGUGAAUACCGGUCUGGGACGUUUCUCCCGCAAGGAAUUUGAUGAUGUCGAAUUGCAAAAGAAGCUGUAUGACACCACUGCGGAAAAGAUUUUAGAGUUGGAAAGAUCAAUGGCCAUCAAACGGAAUGUGGGAAAAAAGAAGCCAGCAGUAUCUGACGCCAAGAAAUAG